AUGUCAACAACACAGCAAUUUUCUACAGACAAGUCGACUACACAACAAUCAACUUCAAAAGAGUCGACAACAGAAGAUUUAACAACAAAAGACGAGUUAACUACUAUUACGUCAACUACAAAACAAUCAACAACAGAGGACUCGACUACAGGAGACGGGUCAACCACAGGCGCGUCAACAACACAAGAAUUGACUACAGGCGCAUUAACUACACAACAAUCUACAUCUACGGAACAGUCAACAGAACAAUCAACAACACGAGAUCAGUCGACGACAAUUCACUCAACUAAACAACAGUCAACUACAGUUGAGUCAACAUCUAUAGACGAGUCAACGACAAGCAUGUCAACAACACAGCAAUUUUCUACAGACAAGUCGACUACACAACAAUCAACUUCAAAAGAGUCGACAACAGGAGAUAUAACAACAAAUGAAGAGUUAACUACUAUUCCAUCAACUACAAAACAAUCAACAACAGAGGACUCGACUACAGGAGACGGGUCAACCACAGGCGCGUCAACAACACAAGAAUUGACUACAGGCGCAUUAACUACACAACAAUCUACAUCAACGGAACAGUCAACAGAACAAUCAACAACACCACAUCAGUCGACGACAAUUUCCUCAACUACACAACAGUCAACUACAGUUGAGUCAACAUCUAUAGACGAGUCAACGACAAGCAUGUCAACAACACAGCAAUUUUCUACAGACAAGUCGACUACACAACAAUCAACUUCAAAAGAGUCGACAACGGAAGAUUUAACAACAAAAGACGAGUUAACUACUCUAAUUCCAUCAACUACAAAACAAUCAACAACAGAGGACUCGACUACAGGAGACGGGUCAACCACAGAUGCGUCAACAACACAAGAAUCAACUACAGGUGCAGCUACUACACAACAGUCUACGUCAACAGAACAGUCAACAGAACAAUCAACAACAGCAGACCAAUUGACGACGAUUGCGUCAACUACAAAACAAUUAACAACAAAGGAUUCGACUACAGGAGACGGGUCAACCACAGGCGCGUCAACAACACAAGAAUUGACUACAGGUGCAUCAACUACACAACAGUCUACGUCAACAGAACAGUCAACAGAAAAAUCAACAACACCAGAUCAGUCAACAACAAUUUCCUCAACUACACAACAGUCAACUACAGUUGAGUCAACAUCUAUAGACGAGCCAAUAACAAGCAUGUCAACAACACAGCAAUUUUCUACAGAAAAGUCGACUACACAACAAUCAACUUCAAAAGAGUCGACAACAGAAUAUUUAACAACAAAAGACGAGUUUACUACUAUUCCAUCAACUACAAAACAAUCAACAACAAAGGACUCGACUACAGGAGACGGGUCAACCACAGGCACGUCAACAACACAAGAAUUGACUACAGGCGCAUUAACUACACAUCAAUCUACAUCAACGGAACGGUCAACAGAACAAUCAACAACACGAGAUCAGUCGACGACAAUUCACUCAACUACACAACAGUCAACUACAUUUGAUUCAACAUCUAUAGACGAGCCAAUAACAAGCAUGUCAACAACACAGCAAUUUUCUACAGACAAGUCGACUACACAACAAUCAACUUCAAAAGAUUCGACAACAGGAGAUUUAACAACAAAUGAAGA
Molecule: messenger RNA, 1637 nt
Organism: Anneissia japonica
Lineage: Eukaryota; Metazoa; Echinodermata; Crinoidea; Comatulida; Comatulidae
Product: serine-rich adhesin for platelets-like
Exons: 1
Source: RefSeq, a predicted model, not a curated record